AUGUCCUUAGUCCGUUUGCCUACAGAGCUCAUGUACAUGAUUGUCGCUUCUCUUGACUUUCAGCAUGAUAUUAAUUCCCUGGCCCGGAGCUCUCGGCAAUUGUAUGCCAUCCUCAACCCAUACUUAUACCGACGUGACUCAACACAGCAUGAAAGUUGGGCUUUGCUUUGGGCUGCGAAGCACGGGAAAGAGGCUACUUCUCGCAAAUGCAUUGAGCACGGG
Molecule: messenger RNA, 222 nt
Organism: Aspergillus homomorphus CBS 101889
Lineage: Eukaryota; Fungi; Ascomycota; Eurotiomycetes; Eurotiales; Aspergillaceae
Exons: 1
Molecular function (GO): protein binding
Source: RefSeq, a predicted model, not a curated record